Molecule: messenger RNA, 1053 nt
Organism: Misgurnus anguillicaudatus (oriental weatherfish)
Lineage: Eukaryota; Metazoa; Chordata; Actinopteri; Cypriniformes; Cobitidae
Product: olfactory receptor 4E1-like
Biological process (GO): detection of chemical stimulus involved in sensory perception of smell; G protein-coupled receptor signaling pathway
Cellular component (GO): membrane
Molecular function (GO): odorant binding; olfactory receptor activity
Source: RefSeq, a predicted model, not a curated record
AUGGACAAUCAGACUUUCAAAUACACCGUACUCUUAAUUGAGGGACUGAAAAUAGCACCUCAGUCCAACCAUCUUGCCUUCAUCUUUCUUUUGAUAACUUACAUAUUUAUAACAGUAUUUAAUAUUGGGGUUUUGAUUCAUAUCUUCUCAGAAAAAAGUUUACAUGAGCCCAUGCACAUUCUGUUCUGUCACUUACCAAUAAAUGAUGUGAUAGGGGCAACUGUUGUUAUACCACGCGUGUUGAAGGAUGUCUUAUCAGACCCAUCCGCACGUUACAUUACAUAUGUGGAGUGUGUUUCACAAGCUUUUUUUAACCAUUUGUAUGGAACAACAUCUCACACCAUUCUAAUGAUCAUGACCUUUGACAGAUAUGUUGCCAUAUGCAAUCCAUUACGAUACUCAUCAAUAAUGACCAGCAAAAUGGUGGUAAAAUUAUCAGUAGGAGCCUGGGGUGUUGCAUUGGUGCUGGUGGGAAUUCUGCUCGGCCUGACUAUACGUCUGUCUCACUGCAGAUCUGUGAUUCAAAACCACAUGUGUGAUAAUGCUUCACUAUUUAAAUUGUCAUGUGAAAGUGUUGUGAUUAAUAAUGUGUAUGGAUUAACUUUCACUGUGGUUUUGCUCACCUCUUCAAUGGGGAGUGUGUUUAUAACAUAUUUCAGAAUAGCCAUGAUAUGCAUUAAAAGUAAAAACAAAGCAACAAAUAGUAAAGCCAUAAAAACUUGCUCAACUCAUUUGACUGUUUAUUUAAUUAUGUUGAUCUCUGGACUGAUACCAAUUAUCCUCCAUCGUCUCUCAGAAAACCCUGAAGGUAGAAAACUAGCUAGCAUACUUUUCCAUGUUAUAUCUCCAACAUUGAACCCCAUAAUAUAUGGCUUGCAAGCCAAGGUAAUAAGACAAAAAGUAUUUAAACUUUUUACAAAAAAAUAAUUCAUGUUAUUAUGAUUUAUGUUUAUUUAUUGCAGAAACAAUCACUGUUAUGGCAUUUGUGUGUGGAUUAUGUCUUCUUAGUAGGAAAUAUAUUAAUUCAUAAUUUGUAUGUCUAUGUGAUGUACA